This is a messenger RNA of Scedosporium apiospermum, 1029 nucleotides long. RefSeq names its product Glyoxylate reductase. Lineage: Eukaryota; Fungi; Ascomycota; Sordariomycetes; Microascales; Microascaceae. The coding region runs from base 1 to 1029 and encodes 342 amino acids. The transcript has 4 exons. The record is from RefSeq and is a predicted model, not a curated record. Gene Ontology annotation, cellular component: cytosol. Gene Ontology annotation, molecular function: glyoxylate reductase (NADPH) activity; NAD binding; hydroxypyruvate reductase [NAD(P)H] activity.
AUGGGAUCCUCGGGGCGGCCAAAAGUCUUGCAGCUCGGCCUGGUUGAACACGCCCACGAGACGUGGUCAUCAAUCGGCGAGAUCGCCGACAUCAUUGUCCCCAAGGCGACUAAUCGCGAUGAGCUGAUCGCCGAAUGCCGCUCUGGAGCUUUCGACGGCGUGAAGGUCGCCUACCGUACCUUUUAUAGUGUCACAGGCCUCGUCGACACCGAAUUGAUUGCCGCCCUCCCAUCGAGUCUGAGAUUCAUCUGCCACUGCGGCGCCGGCUACGACUCAAUCGACAUCCCCGCCUGUACAGACCGCUCCAUCCUCGUCUCCAACACCCCCACCGCCGUCGACGACGCCACAGCCGACCUCAACAUCUGGCUCAUGCUCGGCGCCCUGCGCAACCUUUCCAGCUCCAUGACGGCCCUGCGCGCUGGUACCUGGCGGGGAAACCCACCUCCGGCGUUCGGCCACGAUCCCCAGGGUAAGGUACUCGGCAUCCUGGGUAUGGGCGGCAUCGGGAGGAACAUGGCCAAGAAGGCGCUGGCAUUUGGGAUGAGGAUUCGGUAUUAUAACCGGACGAGGUUGGCGGAGGAUCUGGAGAGGGAGUGUGAGGCUGAGUUUGUUGAUUUUGAGACGUUGCUGAGGGAGAGUGAUGUUUUGAGUUUGAAUCUGCCGCUGAAUCCCCAAACCCGCCACUCCAUCUCCAAGCCCCAAUUCGCCAUAAUGAAAAAGGGUAUAGUGAUAGUCAACACCGCCCGCGGCGCGGUCAUUGACGAAGCGGCCCUCGUCGACGCCCUGGCCGACGGUACCGUCUCCUCCGUCGGCCUAGACGUAUACGAGAACGAACCCGAGAUCCACCCGGGCCUCGUCACGAACCCCUCCGUGCUACUGGUCCCGCACAUGGGGACCUGGACGGUCGAGACGCAGACGAAGAUGGAGGAGUGGGCCAUGGGGAAUGUGAGGGUUGCCUUGGCGGAGGGGAGGUUGAGGAGUGUGGUGCCUGAGCAGAAGGGGAUGGCAGAGAUGUGGGUUGGGUUAUAG